Molecule: messenger RNA, 3753 nt
Organism: Pediculus humanus corporis (human body louse)
Lineage: Eukaryota; Metazoa; Arthropoda; Insecta; Psocodea; Pediculidae
Exons: 17
Coding region: 1-3753 (1250 amino acids)
Cellular component (GO): Golgi apparatus; endoplasmic reticulum
Source: RefSeq, a predicted model, not a curated record
AUGAGUUGGUUUGACGCUACAGGAUUAGCAAACAUUGCCAAAACUGCUUUAAAAGAAGCGCAAAAAACUAUUGAUAAGGCAUUGGACAUAAGAGAUGAGGAGGAAAUAACUGAUAACGUUAAACCGAAGUUAAGUAACAAAGGUGAAAAUUCUUUUGAAAAGAAAGAAUCUAAAGAUAAACAGGAAGUUAUUAAAUAUAACGAUAAUGAAAAAAAUGUUGAAUCGUUAAAGGCAAAUAAAAUGCCAACAAGUAAUUGGGGCUCUUUUUCUGGAUCAUUUUUUCAAAUUGAUAAUUCGAAAAAUUCAAAUGAUAAAUCAGUUUUGAUAUCUACUCAGCCUCAAAAAUUAUCACUUUUGCUUUCCAAUGAAAAUGAAAAAGUUGCACCAUUGGCAACGCCUGAAACUGAAUUAACACCUGGUGAUAAAAAUAGUCAAAAUGACAGUCCAAAAAAUUUAAUUUCUUUACCUUCCGAACUUCAAACAACAUCAGGAAGAAAAAAUUCAUCUAAUAGAAAUAGCUAUGUGUCAAACAGGUUAUCUGUACAUUCUAUUGAAAGCGAUGGGAAAAAAUCAUCUGAAAGUGUAGAAGUUCUUAGCUCAUUAAGCUGCACAACUUCUCCAGAUACAGAUUUACCAUCAAUUUCAGCAAGUAGUUCUUUAGGACUUCCAAUAAGUUCUAGCUGCACAGAUUCCGUAGAAGUAAUAGAAGGUACUGGGAGUGGCAGGACCACUCAGUCAUCAUCUACGAAUUCUCCUAAAGAUGACAAUUCGAUUAAUAAUAAUUUAAAAACGUUAAAAAUAAUUUCUAGUCCAACAAAUAGUGCGAAUGAUAUAUCUCCUGAAAGUUUCGAAGUUAUACCUGACCUACCUGAGUGCGAUGAUGAAUUAUCAAGAGCAGAUAGUUAUACGUCCGUAUCCGAAAGCACUGGUCCAACCGUACUCGAACCUUCUUAUCAAUUUUCUUAUCGUACCACGGAAUCUUUCAAUGACCUUUCGCAGGCUUCUUCGAAAUUUCGAUCGGGUGAUUCGACACCGGACGUAUUUAGUAAAUUACCAUUGACGACGAGGAAUUCUUGCGAUGUUUUAUCAGAAUCGAGUGAGAUUGUUAAAAAUUAUAAUGUAAGAAAGGAUUUAGAGGAAGGAGAUUCGGGUCUGCAGGGAAGCGAUAUUAUCGGGAUUACGGAUGAAAUUUGCGGUUCCACAUCGAGUUAUAGUGAUACGAGAACCAUCGUACCUAACGAGAGUAGUUGCGAUGAAAUUAAUUUAGAUAGUAGCAUGGAAGAUGGAGAAAACGUUUCCGGUUCGAAAUGCGAAACGAUAAAUUACAGGGCGGUGGAAAAAUUAGAAAAUGACGGAAAUCAAAAUAAUUCUUUUUACGUGAAAAAUUUACUUUCGGAAGCAAUGAAAGAAAUGUCGUCGACGACACGUGAAACAUCUCCGACGUUAUCAGAGAAAAGUCGAUCGGAUUUGGUUAAAGUUGGUUCCGAACAAACGAGUGGGCAAACAUCCGGAGACGAAUUGGAAACGACGACAUCGUCCGACAUAGAAAUUAUUUCGAGAUACAGUCCGAACGGUGAUAGCAGCAGCACAGCAUCACGUCACAGUCCGGCAAAAUUAUUACAUCAUCAUAAUUCGAAAUCGAAAUUAUCAUUGGUGGCGGUCGAUAUUUUAGGAAAAGCAACUCAUUCGAAAACGAAAGGUUUAAAAUUAAAAAUUUUUUUUUUUUUUAACGGAAAUUUCAUUAAGAAAAUGGCCGAAGACAACGACAGAAAAAUUUAUAAAAUUUUAAAUUUAAUUUUAGGACAUCAUAGAGAACCAUCGGAAGGUUCAAGUUUUUGUUCAGAAGAUAAUUUUUUCGAAGUUGAAAAACUUUCAAAGAAAGUUUUAGAACUGACGGAAAUAUUGGAAGCUCGAGAAUCUCGUCUCAACGAUCUUAGAAGAACAAAUUUAGAAAUACAAGAAAAAAAUAAAGAAUUGAAAAAAGAAAUGGAACAAGCUAAAAAAGAAGUUUCGUUAGGUAUGAAUUCGUUACAAUCGGAAUCGGAAAAAGACGAGUUGAUAAGAGAAUUGAAAGAAGAAGGAGAGAAAUUAUCGAAAAAAGAACUCAAACAAGCGAAUUUGAUAAAAACGUUGAGAGCACACGAAAAAUCACAACAAUCUAUUAUAGAUAGUAAUAAAAUACAAAUUCAAAAUUUGAUGAAAACGAUCGAAGAUCUCAAAAUGGAAUUAUCAGCGAGAAAAGAAUCGGAAAAAUCACUCGGGGAAAAAGUUAAACAAAUGAAUAAAAAAAUAACGAGACAAGAUGAAGAAAUAGGAAAUUUAUUAGGGCAAAUGGAAAAAGCUGUCGUCAAAGGAGAAGAAUAUAAAAUAACGCUCGAAGCAAAAGAAAACGAAUUAAUUAAAUGUAAAGAAUUAUUAGCGACGGAAGAUUAUAAAUUACAAAGUGCGAAAUCUGCUGCGGAUUACAAAACGAAAGAAUUAGAAAGACUGACGUCAUUUAAAGAAAAUGCCGAAAUUAAAUUGGAAAAUUUGAGCGAGCAAUUGAAAAAAGCAGAAGAAAUGCAUUCCGAACGCGAGAAACACUACAGGGAGGAGAAAAACGAACUCAUGAGAAGGUUGCAGGAAGCGGAAGAAAGAAACGAAGAAGUUGCACAAAGCGUAUCUAAAGCCACGAGACCCUUACUCAGGCAAAUGGAAGCACUUCAGGCAACCAUAACACACGAGAGGGAAACGUGGGAAAAACAGGAAAGGAAUUUAAUACAAAAAUUAGAGGAAGCGGAAAGUCGUUUAUCGUCCGUUACGUAUCACGAGAAAAGUUUCAAACAGGAAACGAUUGAACUCAAAUCGAAAUUGGAUAAUUUAGAAGAACGAAUUCGAAUAUCCGACGGGGAAUCCGCGAGAUGGAAAUAUCAAGUCGAAUCUCUGACGAAACAAUUGGAAGAUGUCAAAACCGAAUACGAAAGGGGAAAAUCGGUUUGGGAAAAGGAGGAGAAAAUUUUAAAGUUGGAAAUAAACAAUUUGAGAGGAAUUUUGAGGGACGUCGAACAGCAGUUGGCGAAUGAAAAAUCAAACGCGGAUUCGGAAAGGAAAAAAGUGACGCUUUUACAAGAACAAUUGAAAGAAAAAGAUUCGAAUUUUGUCAACAAAGAUUCGAACAGUCCAUCGAGAUCAUCGCCGACGUUGAGUUUCGGUAGAGCUUCCCUAUCCGAAAGCGUUACCAGUAAUAUUUGGCCUCAAUUUGUCGAAGAUGGUUUCGAAACUAGUUCCGUUUCCGGUAAAUAUUCGACGACAGUUUACGAUAAUUUAAGAUGUGGAAAUACGACGUCACUCAUUGAAAAUCUUCAAGCGCAACUCAAAAUGAGAGACGGUGAAAUUGCACAAAUGACGUGGGAAUCGCAAAGGAGAGACGCGGAAAGAUGUGCUCUCACGGCGGAAAUAUCAACGCUCACGUCGAAAUUAGAAGAACAAGAAAUGAAAAUCGUCCAAAUGGAAGAAAUGAAAAAAGAUUUGAGCGAACUUCAAACGAAAUACGAUGCACUCCUGGAAAUGUACGGGGAAAAAGUCGAAGAAGUCGAAGAAUUGAGGUUGGAUUUACAGGACGUCAAAGAAAUGUACAAAACACAAGUGAGAGACGUGGCCACAAAAAAAAUUUUUUCCUUUCGUUUUCGAACAAAAACAAACAAACAAAACAAACAAAACAAAAAUUUUUGUUUAUUGUUUUCAGAUCGAUCAGCUGUUGAAAAAAGAAAAUGA